AUGGCUGAUCGCCACGACAUUAUUGCACAACUUCAAAGACGUCUUCAGAUCCUGGAGGACAAGGAUCAGCUUCAAACACUUCUCAAUCGAUAUUGUACAAUUGCAGACGCCAAAGACUGGAAGGGCUACGCCAAUACCUAUAUUGAUAAGGGUGCCAUCAUGACCUUCGAAUCCUGGGGCGACAUCGUGGGCAAGGAGAACAUCGCCAAAGCAGCCAGCGCCGAACAAGUCUUCGAUGGGCUCCAGCACACGAUGACAAAUAUGGAGUUCACGGUCGACGGUUCAGACAAGGCAACUGGGACCGCAUAUCUCUGGUUUUGUGCAACUCCCGAUACAUCGAAACCUGAGAUCAAUUAUGCCUUUGGUGGACCAUAUCGGUUCGAGUUCCAGCGGACGGAAAAAGGGUGGAGGAUUUCGCACAUGUGGUUGAAGAAGAUCUGGUCGUUGGGCAAGGAUACGAAAGGCGUCUUUGGUGCUACAUAG
Molecule: messenger RNA, 483 nt
Organism: Exophiala spinifera
Lineage: Eukaryota; Fungi; Ascomycota; Eurotiomycetes; Chaetothyriales; Herpotrichiellaceae
Exons: 1
Coding region: 1-483 (160 amino acids)
Source: RefSeq, a predicted model, not a curated record